GCCCUCUGAUCUGAACGGAAAUGCUCCGAUCACGCCGGGCCAGAUCCCCAACCCGGAAAGCCACGCACUUCCCUUUUCCGCACCAUCAUUCCGUCGACCGCCCCCGCUGACCUGUUCCCCAACACGCAAACUAGACGAGUGCAAGGCGGCUAGCGAGGGCCGACCGGCCGAGGGUGCUGGCUGCCGGCCGCUCGCUCCGCUUGCUUGGACGCUUGGCGUGGUGUGGCAGUGGUACUGGGUACCGGACGCCCGCGGCCGCACCAUAACGCACGCCACCUACUCGCUACUCCUUUACUCGGCGGUCGGCGCCGUAGCUGCCAGUUAACUACUCCGCCUACUAGUAGCGGCAGCGGCCACCGCGGCAGAGCUGGUGGGUGGUAAUGCCGCUGCGGCUGCGUGCGGUGGCACUGGCACAGCGCGGCCUGUCCCUGUCGCGAUGACGCGCCGCUCCCAGGCCACGCCCGCCGCUUCGGCGGCGCUGCCGCUUCUCCUGGCCCCGUUUCUUCUGCUUCUGCUGCUGCUGCAUUGCCAGUGCCACCGCGCCGGCGCGGCGACGGACGCGGAGCGGCGGGCGCUGCUGGACUUCAAGGCGGCGGUGACGGCGGACCCGCGGGGCGUGCUGGCGUCGUGGACGCCCGCGGGGGACCCCUGCGGCUUCGUCGGGGUCACCUGCGACGCGUCCACGGGCGCCGUGCAGCGCCUGCGCAUCCACGGCGCGGGGCUGGCGGGCACGCUCGCGCCCUCCCUCGCGCGCCUUCCCGCGCUCGAGUCCGUCUCGCUCUUCGGCAACGCCCUCGCGGGCGGCGUCCCGCCCGGCUUCCGCGCGCUCGCGCCCACGCUCCGCAAGCUCAACCUCAGCCGGAACGCGCUCGCCGGCGAGAUCCCGCCGUUCCUCGGCGCCUUCCCGUGGCUCCGCCUGCUCGACCUCUCCUACAACCACUUCGCCGGCGGGAUCCCCGCCGGGCUCUUCGACCCCUGCCUCCGCCUCCGCUACGUCUCGCUCGCGCACAACGACCUGACGGGCCCCGUCCCGCCCGGCAUUGCCAACUGCUCGCGCCUCGCCGGCUUCGACUUCUCCUACAACCGCCUCUCCGGCGAGCUCCCGGACCGGGUCUGCGCGCCGCCGGAGAUGAACUACAUCUCCGUCCGGAGCAACGCGCUCUCUGGGCAAAUAUCCAACAAGCUCACCUCCUGCGGCGGCAUUGACCUCUUCGACGUCGGCAGCAACAACUUCUCCGGAGCUGCGCCCUUUGCGCUCCUUGGCUCGGUAAACAUCACCUACUUCAAUGUCUCCUCCAACGCCUUUGAAGGCGAAAUCCCCAGCAUUGCGACCUGCGGCACCAAAUUCUCACGCUUGGACGCGUCCGGCAACCGGCUCACGGGGCCGGUGCCGGAGAGCGUCGUGAAUUGCCGCGGCCUGAGGUUUUUGGAUUUGGGGGCGAAUGCUCUUGGUGGAGCUGUACCUCCUGUGAUUGGGACUCUGCGGUCGCUCUCCUUCCUCCGGCUCGCGGGCAAUCCUGGCAUUUCCGGUUCGAUUCCACCUGAGCUUGGAGGGAUCGAGAUGCUUGUCACACUCGACCUCGCGGGCCUUGCUCUCACAGGAGAGAUUCCAGGGUCCCUCAGCCAGUGCCGAUUCUUGCUUGAACUGAAUCUGUCCGGCAACAAACUGCAAGGAGCUAUCCCAGACACACUCAACAACAUAACCUACCUCAAGGUGCUUGAUCUCCACAGGAACCAGCUUGAUGGGGGCAUUCCAGUCACACUUGGGCAGCUCACAAACCUUGUUCUUCUAGACCUCUCGGAGAAUCAACUGACUGGGGCAAUACCUCCACAGCUUGGGAACCUCUCUAACCUGACACAUUUCAACAUGUCCUUCAAUAACCUAUCUGGCAUGAUUCCUCCUGAGCCAGUCUUGCAGAAAUUUGAUUACACUGCCUACAUGGGCAACCAGUUUCUAUGUGGCUCUCCAUUGCCCAAUAACUGUGGGACCGGGAUGAAGCACCGCAAACGAGUGGGUGUGCCUGUCAUAAUCGCCAUUGUUGCUGCAGCCCUCAUACUUAUUGGAAUAUGCAUUGUUUGUGCUUUAAACAUCAAGGCUUAUACGCGUAAGAGCACAGAUGAGGACAUGAAGGAAGAGGAAGAGGUUCUUGUGUCUGAGAGUACUCCUCCAAUUGCAUCUCCAGGCUCAAAUGCCAUCAUCGGAAAAUUGGUGCUUUUCAGCAAGAGCUUGCCAUCAAGGUACGAAGAUUGGGAAACUGGAACUAAGGCGCUACUUGAUAAAGACUGUCUCAUUGGCGGUGGAUCAAUCGGUACGGUGUACAAGGCCACUUUUGAAAACGGCAUGUCCAUUGCUGUGAAGAAACUGGAGACACUAGGGAGCGUGAGAGGCCAGGAUGAGUUUGAGCAUGAGAUGAGCCAGCUUGGUAACCUCAGCCACCCCAAUCUGGUUGCUUUUCAGGGUUACUACUGGUCAUCCUCAAUGCAGUUGCUUCUGUCGGAAUUUGUGGCCAGCGGGAGCUUGUAUGACCACCUCCACGGUAGCCAUCCUCAUGCUUUCUCUGAGAGCAGCAGCAGAGGUGCUGGAGGUGAACUGUCUUGGGAACAGAGGUUCAACGUCGCACUUGGAGCGGCCCGUGCACUUGCUUACCUUCACCAUGAUUGCCGGCCACAGAUCCUGCACCUCAACAUCAAGUCCUCCAACAUUAUGUUAGAUGGGAAAUACGAAGCUAAGCUAUCUGACUAUGGAUUGGGGAAGCUGUUGCCGAUUCUAGGAAGCAUUGAAUUGAGUAGAAUUCACACCGCAAUUGGGUACAUUGCUCCGGAGCUGUCAUCUCCGACUUUGAGAUAUAGCGACAAGAGUGAUGUAUUUAGCUUUGGGGUGGUUUUGCUUGAGACCGUGACAGGGCGGAAACCGGUGGACAGCCCUGGGGUAGCUACAGCUGUGGUUCUGCGUGAUUAUGUAAGAGAGGUAUUGGAGGAUGGAACUGCAUCGGACUGCUUUGAUCGAAGCCUGAGGGGAAUUGUUGAAGCUGAAUUGGUUCAAGUGCUCAAAUUAGGUCUGGUAUGCACUUCCAAUACACCAUCAAGCCGGCCUAGCAUGGCAGAAGUGGUACAGUUCUUGGAGUCGGUUAGAAUUAGUUCUUGAUCUUCUGCUGUCAGAACAUAGUCACAGAUUAGGAUGUUAACAGGAAAAGUGUUUUCUGAUUUUUUUUUCAACAGAUGAAGGUCACAUUCUUUUUUUUUUAUUCUUUACUGUGGCGCAGCUUCAUUUGUAAAUUGUAUUUAGAUUUAUUGCUGAAUAAGUGAUUGUUUUGGUCAAGUUACCAAAUCCAUGUAUAUGGUUUUAUCCUUUUGGUUUUCGGUCUAUGUAAGGCCCUUUCUAAGUUGCAUUGAACCUAUGUAAAAAACUGCAAAUGCUAGAGCAGUUGCUGGGAUCUGAACACCAUUUUUUCUUCAUGGUCUGAGCUUAAAGAGGAGUUGGUACUGUCUAAUUGUAUUGCAGGCACAGCAAAGGAACAGUUGAACAAGAGCAGUGUGAUGCAGGAGCAGCUCAUCUAACCCACAAGUUCUAUCCUACAUAUAUCAGCAGUGCAGGCAAGAUCUGCAGCAGCACAACAAAAAUUCCAUCUCCAAAGUCCAAACCAAAUAUCUGAAAAAUGGAUGGGGAGCUUGAACUGCCCGAAUUCAACCCUCGGGAACGCGUCAAGCAGCAGAUUUCAGUCCCGUUUCUCUGGGAGGUGAAGCCCGGUGCCCCGAAGAGGGACUGGGUCAUCUCCCAGCCAGUGCCAGUAGCGUUUGCAUGCCCGUCCCCGGCCCCGACAAAGCUUGUUGUGAGCGUGCCAUUCCAGUGGGAAGAAAAGCCUGGGAAGCCUCUGCAGGAAGCAUCUCCCUUCCAUGUGCUGCCCCCGGAUCACGGUGCCUUUUCAGCAUCUUCCCGCUCGCUGAACCCGUUUGUGGUCGAGAGCGAGGAGGAAUACUCGCUUGGUUUUGAGCUGGAAGCAUUUGGUUUUCCAGACAGCAGCGACGCCUCUGGCGCUGCAGCGUGGGCAGAUGGCUCCUCCUCCGGCCGUCGUGACGGCUGGUUCUCGUUUUCAGAGUCGGAAGACUACAGCCACUCCAGUGGCGAUACUUCAGCACACGACAAGGAGUUCCAGUUUCCCCGGGCGCCUUCAGAGAAGAGCUGGGAGGUGGCCAAUGACGAGGACAAUCCAUGGAGCCCUCCGAGGAGCGCGGCCACGACGCUGGAGGAGCUUAUGGUGCUCAGCCGGAGACUGAGGUGCGGACAAGCUCUGCCGGUUGACGUCGGGAAGAAGAGACUGCCCUCCGUGGAGCUCAUGAAGAAGCUCUUCAUCGUGUGUUCUUAGCUGCACUGCACAUGGACGUGCCAAAAGGUACAGGCUGCAUGUGAGACCAUAAUAGAGGAAGCAUGGCAAAGUGGGGCGUUCGCAAGUAGAAAGCCUAGCUGUCGGGUGACUGGAGUUGUACCGUCAGAGUCGUCAAAAUGUUGGUCUUUUUUUUGUGUGUGAAAUGAAACGUUGUGCAGGAGAGAUACUCUGGAUUUUUGUUUGUACGACAAGUUUGAAAGAAAUGUUCCGUUGUUGUUGUUCCAUC
This is a messenger RNA of Zea mays, 4611 nucleotides long. Its product is annotated as probable LRR receptor-like serine/threonine-protein kinase At1g12460. Gene Ontology annotation, biological process: protein phosphorylation. Bases 437 to 3145 code for a protein of 902 amino acids. Gene Ontology annotation, molecular function: protein binding; protein kinase activity; ATP binding. The transcript is spliced from 3 exons. Lineage: Eukaryota; Viridiplantae; Streptophyta; Magnoliopsida; Poales; Poaceae. The record is from RefSeq and is a predicted model, not a curated record.